This is a messenger RNA of Melampsora larici-populina 98AG31, 3453 nucleotides long. RefSeq lists its product as uncharacterized. The record is from RefSeq and is a predicted model, not a curated record. Bases 1 to 3453 code for a protein of 1150 amino acids. The transcript is spliced from 7 exons. Lineage: Eukaryota; Fungi; Basidiomycota; Pucciniomycetes; Pucciniales; Melampsoraceae.
AUGGUCAAACGAACUUUAGAUUCAGCAGCAGGAACAUCUCGUGAUACACUUGAAGUCAUUGUCAUAGAAGACGGAUCAGACAAGGAUGAAUGUGAAAAGGAUGAAUCCGAUAAGAAUGAAAAAAUUAUUGUUAUUGAAGAUGAAUCCAAAAACAAUGAAGAAAUUAUCAUUAUCGAAGAUGAAUCUAAAAAGGAUGAAACCAAAAAACAAACCAAGAAGGGCUGCGGUAAGACGCCUCAAAAGGAUGUCAUCAAAUCCUGUCCCUUGUCUAAGCCAAAUGCUCCUUGUACUCUUUGCAAGACAAAUGACACUGUUUCACAAAAGACACUCUAUUGUCAUUGUGGAAGCAAGAUUGUGUUGAGAAAGGGGCGUGUGGAAGCUGCUGUAGACCACUGGGCCAACGACAAAUGUAAGAAGAAGACGAACACGAUUUGUGCCAAUGCCAGCCUCACAUCUUGGGUGACUACGACAACAGUUAAAAAGAAUGCUGUAACGAAGCCCUGUGCUGGUCUAAACGAUGAUACCUGGAAACGACCCACCGCCAAGCUUCGUAUUGAGAACUGUAUCAAGCACUCACCUACGCCUUACCACGGGGUGAAGCGAUGGAAAGUUUGUUUCCAGCUUUUCAAAACUACUCAUGAAGUCUCGCUAUCGGACGAGCAGCGCAAACAAUUCCACGCCGCUCUAGAGUCCCAGGCAACCUGGAUCAUCAAGCGACAUGGGGCUCAGGAAUCAAUACACUCUCCUAGAUGUACUCGAACAGUAAUGACCACUGCCAAAACUUUGUAUCCUCUCUGUGACGACUGCGAGGGUUUGAAACACGAUCGAAGCCUGAUCACAGCCAUCAAUGUACCAUACGCGACUGAAGAUAAAAUCAAGUUUAUUGCAAAGGUAUUCAUGACAGGUGAUCAAUUCCAAGCAGUUCUAAUGAAACAUGCUGAGCUACAAGUCCUUCAGACAUCAUUGGAGAAAACAUCUAAAAAAGGCGAUGAAGAAUUCUGGAAAGCAAUUGGUGUGUAUGGAAAAGCUGGGUUGUUCAAGGAUAAAGAGGUCAUCCGUGGUCUAAUGAUGGCAGUUGGUGUGCGAGCUGAACGUGAAUCAAACGGAAAGUCAAUGCGUGGUCGUCGAUUUGAUUUUUACUUCGACAACUUCCUCACCACCUUGGCAGCCAUCAGUCCUCGAGCUCUUAGGCUUUUCAACGACAACUUUGCAGGCCGUGGGGCACGUAGCAUGCGACAAAUCCGAAAAGUCCAGGGUAUGCAUCUUGAAGAUGGCCUACACGCAAACAACUUCAAGAGACUUGCUACUAUCUUAGCUGAGCUUGAGUAUUCCGGCCCAGUUGCUGCUGCAACUGACGAGACAGUUUGUGUAAAGGCAAUGCGGCAUUACAAUGGCUACUUGGUAGGAGCACAAGGCGGUGAUAUCCCCUUCGAAAAUGGUGAUGAAAUCGAGCGCUUGGUGAACCAGGAUAAAGCCAAAGACCUGGCUGCUCAGAAUCUCGAUUUCAUUGAAAAAUGUCAAGAAGCUGGCAUUCACCUUCUCUCACUCGGCUCGGACGGGGCAGCUACAGAGUUGGCAGCUCAAGAGCAACUCAUUGAUUCUAGAACACGCUAUCUUACGUAUACAAAUGAAGCACUAGAGGUGUAUAUCAAAGUCCCUCUUUUUGGCCAAGAAGCCAGGCCGAUUGUAAUGAUACAAGAUCCGAAACACGCUCGGAAGACGGCAGCCAAUCAACCACUUUCAGGUGCUCGCGUGAUAUCUUUGGGUCGAUUCCAUGUUGACAUUCAACAGUUGGCUGUUUUACUUGAAGAGUCAGCUAGUCCGCUUUACAAGCGUGAUGUAUUUGAUAGUGACCGACAGGACGAUGGUCGUGCAUAUCGCAUGUUCUCUGCCAAAACACUCAAAGCUGCUCUUAACCGUGAAGAGUGUACCGGACUUGCAGUCUUGAAAAUAUUUUCAACCAUGGCCAGUCGCUUACUUGGCCUCAUCAUUUCGCAUCGAAAAUACUACCCUGAUGUGCCUCUAAUGCCCUGGAAACACGGAACCGAGCCAAUUGAACAUGUAUUUGGAUGGAUGCGUGUGUUAUCGCCAAACUUUACUGUUCUCGAUGCUAGACAGAUGGUGCCAAAGAUCCACGCAGUGGUCAAAAGUGUCAUGAGUGGAAUAGUGAAGAUAUCGAAAUCAGAACACUUACAUGCUGGAUACGAAUUUGCUUUCUCAGACGAACCCAAUUCAGAGCACAUUGAUCGGCUCCGUUACUUUCCAACUGAUGAAGAGAUUGAAUACGACUUGAAUGUUGCCAAGAAGCGAGCCAUAAGUUUGGCUGCUUUUGUUGGAAUGCACGAUGCUUCGAUUGUUGAUACUCCUAUUGUGAUCUCUGAAAACCAAGUUUCAGAAGAUGUCUCAACUUGCAUGGCUGAAAAGUACGAUGUUGUGUAUAAAAAUGGUCCAGAAGACCCUCUUGAAGAAGCUGUGACCACAGCAGCAGAGGCUAUAGAUGAACAACAGCAGACUGAUGUGCUACUGUCUGCCAUACCGGAAGAUAUUGAUGAAGUAAUAUUCAAAAAUGUAGCCAUGUCUUUGUCAACAAUCCUAAAUCCGAAUGAGGGCGGCUCAUCUGAAGCCCGUAGCGAAGGUACCUUGAGCGACUUAGCUGGAAUUGAUCACAAACUCGACACAUUGAUCUUGAACAAUCAAGAGGGCAUCAAUCUGGAAAAGUCCAAAUUACUGCAGCUACGAGUUGCCCACGACAGUCAGGUCCAAAGGCAUCGGGGAAACGAGCGGGCAAAGAUCAAUGUAGACGACUUACGCAAGUCACCAGGAGAGCUUUUGAAGCCCAGCGAGUGUAGCAAGCUUGUUGCUGUUGUAAUGAAGAACGCUGAAGCUACGCCUACCGGUCUUUCACGAAUCCAUCGAUGGAGCAUCAAUGUGAAGCUGAAUCUUCUGCAGCGUUUUCAAAACACCUCAACUCAUCUCGACUCCUCCUCUCAUGCCGAUCUCACAGGCGGUGGAAUCACUGCCCACAAUCCAAUUGAAAUGGGAAAGUUUGUAGUGUUGAUCAAGAACGGCAAACUAUACCUCGGAAAAACUCUAGCGGUAUACAUCUAUAAGAAUAAGAAGCACGCUUGGGUCAAAAGUUCCAAGACUCGAAAUGAACUUUCAUAUGUUUCAGUUCAGAUCCUCUUGCACAACCCACAUCAACCUGUGGCCACAGUAGCUGACAUAUUGACUCCCGAUGUGUGGACUUUUGCUCGCAUAGAAGCAUCUCACAUAGUAUAUGUAUUCUUACCCUCACGAAGCUCUAACUUUUCUGACUUGGGCGAAGGUUCUUACUCUGUACCUGCUAUUCUACGCCGCUUUAUUAUUUCUAUUGAUACCCCGAACUUUAUCAGAGCAUUUGAAGCCCAGUUAAAAACUUUGAAAAGCGCUCAAGCACAUGACUUAGACGAUUGA